AUACUCGAAACUAGAGGAGUUUAAAGUGUAUUUUGAUUCAAUAUGGCGGAAGAAAGUUGUCCCAGAUGAAACAAACAGAAAAGAGUUAAAUUUUUCGCACCUGAGUAACAGGAUGAUGGCGCUGAUAGUAAAAGCAGGUAAAGGAUUGAUAGGAUGUAUCCCCAAAUAUGAGUAAAAGUAGACAUGAUGUUCGGAAAGAAAACAACAUGCCAACAACUAAUAAGAAAUCUUCAGAAUAUACAUGCCAGAAUGGAGCACAGAGUCCAGUGAGUCAGCACUCCAGUGAAAAUGAAAAGUCAUCUCCAGAUUCAUCUGAAAACCAAAAAGAAAAAAAUAAUGGCUCAGGUCUUUACAGAGAGGGUCGAAUUAAUUUAGUCAAUGGUAGUAGUCCCAAUUUAAAUGGACCUAUAAAUGGAUUUUUGCAUGAAGACACGGAAAACUCAAGAUCAUCUCUUGCUAAUAUUAGCUGCCAAGGGGAGGUCAGUGCUCUAGCUCGUCCUGAAGUAGUCGUAAACUGUAAUCACUGUAGUGAAUAUGUCAAACCACUGCUAGUAAAUGGUUUACAGAACAGGAAAAAUUCACCUAAGGCAAACAGACCCAAGUCUAUGUCAUGGAGUCGUGUUGUCAAACAGAGACGAGAUCGAAGAGAGCAAGAGAAGAAAGCAGGAUCAAAUUCAAAGAGAGAAAAAUACAUUUAUCCAGAACUUGGUUCAAGUUCAGAUGAUUCCUGUGAUUGCUUUAGCUCUCCAGAUAAAUUAGAAUUCCAUAGACAUGAUGUUGGAUCUUCUACAGAAUCUGAUGGUGAUGACAAGGAAUACUCAUCUAGAAAUAGGAGCUUUCAUUCUCAGCCAAAUGUACCCUGCACAACAAAUGAACAAGUUUGUUUCACAAAUGGACAUCAUGAACAAGUUCAAAAUAUCAAUUUGCCUGCUAGGUUUGAAGACAUAACAAUAUCUGCCCCUUUAGCAGUGCCAGAAGACAGUGAUGGGUCUUCCCAAAAUUCUGGUUGUGAUUUAAAUGAUAAAGAAACUGCGACAGUGACUACAGAAAAUCAGACAACUGCUAAUGAAAGUCAGCAUGAAAACAAAACUAGUGAUGAUGAACAAGGUAUAAUAGGAGAAGACAUGCUCGAAGUAGAGGAACAAGUAGAAGAAGUUUUUACACAUUUAUCUAGUUCAGAAAGUCUUGAAGAAAUUGCAGAUGAAGACAAUUCCUCAGAAAUCCAGGAAAACAGAGGUGAUAUAUUGGUAGAGGAGGCAACAGCACCAUCUAGUUCUGAAAGUUUAGAUGAGAUUGGAGACUACAUAGAAACAGAUUUUCCAUCUCGGGCUAGUCGUCACAUGUUUGCAUCUAGUUCAGAACAUUCUUCUACAUCCAGUGAGGAAGAUGAGGGUUAUGGUGUGAAUCAAGAAAAAGAUUCUCAUGAUGCAGAAGCAAAAGGGACUCCCUCAAGUCCAUCUCAUCAUAACCAAGAAAAUGGAGUACACCAAGAAAAUGACAUCCAUAGUCCACUAUCUUGCCAGAACCUCCAGGAGUUCAGAAAACAAAGUAUCCCUGCUGUCUCACCUGCCCCUCCAUGUGAUGAUGUAGAAACACCUCACUCAGACUCCUUUGCUGAUAUUACUGCAAAUUUAAGAUACAUGUAUGACAUGGAAAACCAAUCAUAUAAUAAUGCACAUGUCUGUAGACCCAAAUAUAUUGCUAAAAAUGGUGGAGACAGCAGUGAGAAGCCUGGCUCAGAUUCUUCUUUCAUGUACUCACCGGAAACUGAUUUUUUGGAUUCUGUUGAAUCAGAUGUGCCAACAUCUGCAACAAGUUUGCAACCAAUGUUCCGCUUCAGUCAAGAUCUAGACAGUCCUAGUAUUUUACACCAAAGAAAUGGUGAGAGGAAUUCAUCGGAGUUUUGUAUGUACGAUCCACUGGAUUAUGCUUCGAAUGACUUACGUGGUGCUGAAGGAGGAAUGACAAAUGAUCUGAGCAUGAGAAGACAUUCAUUUGAGUUUGAUGAUGUAGAGUGCAAUAUGGAGUCUUAUGAUCCUCAUCUCUGUGUGGAUGAUAAUGAACAUUUUAACUACCUGGAUACAUAUAAGCAUGAAAAAGUCUUGCAAGCCAACUUUCAGAAUUCUGAGAGCAAUAGGCAAGAGAAGGUGUUUUUUAAAGCAUUGGAAAAAGAAAAUAGGUCUACGGCUCACUGUGAUUCAUCUGAUGAGGAGGAAAACUUAAGUUUCCGUCUCAGACGAGAACAUCUAGGUAAUGUGCAGUUAGGACAUUAUCCUCUCGAAAAUGGACAUUGUAUGGUACUUGAAGAUUUGGAGAAUCCAACACAUGCUGUUAGAAAUGCAGUCAUCAUGCCUUUACCAAAUAAACUGGAUGAAUCCUCAGGGGAGAGCUCAGAGGAUCCUAUCUAUGAAGAUAUAGACAGUCUGGAGACAUCUUUGUCAUGCUUAGAUAACCUACAUGCAGUACAAGAAGAAAACUCCUGUGAUAAUAAUUCUAAGGUGAUGUGUAAGUUUGACAGGCGACGUAGACGUGGACGUCGGCCAGUUGAUGUGGAAAAGGUGAUGAUAUGGCACGAGUACGAGGCCUACCUGCUACAGGUGAAACAGAUCGGAACAUCAGCGUGUGGACCUACAGCAGUGUUAACGGUUCUGAAAGCCUUUGAUUAUCAAGUUGAUAAGGAGGAAGUUAGUAAAAAGAUUGUUACCAACACCAGAAUGGAAACAGCUCCUAUCAGCUACUAUUUGUUUUCUAGAUCUGUGGCAGGUACAACUGCACUACAGUUGAUUGAUGGUGUUCACAAUCUGACAAGGGGUACCAUACAGGGUCGAUUUUUCCACUUUUUUCCAGCCAGGAAAGUGGAACUCCUCAAGUGGCUGGGAGGUUGGAUAAAGAAAGGUGCUGUUCCCAUAGCAACAUUGAAUUUACAGAGGGGAGUGAAACCUGGUUGGACCAUUCCUGAUGCCUGGCAUCACCAGAUGAUUUACGGUGUCAGCUCCAAAGGUGUGUAUUUGACAAAUCCAUUAGAAAUAGUUUCUGAAGAGACGAUUAUGGAACAGCUAACAAGUGACUCCAUCCUCUUAAUUCGACGGCAAGAUGUGGUCAAUAGAUUCCGUGACUGGUCACCACUAAAUGAUCUUAUUACCAAGAUUGACAAGAGAUGGAAUGAAAUGAAUGUUUUAGGUCAGGUAGUGAAUGUGUUGCGAGAGGCCUGUACUGCCAUGUACCAACAGCCCACCCAUUACCGUGCCCAGCUGACUUCUCACAUCGCAAUCCCAGCAGCCUACAAGGCAGGCAUCACACUGUUUGUACGUCAGAAUACAGAGGUGGCUCAAGAGCUUUUCAGUGCACCAGAACUAGAGUACAAGGACUAGGCAUGCUCCCUCACCUUUGACCCCUCUUGUGUCAUCACCUUGCUAACUUGGUGCUUCUCAGCAUUAUUUUCAGGUGGCUUCAGUCUUUCCAUAUUAUUUCUUGAAAUUGAUGUGUAAAAGUGCUUUUUCUGAAAUGUUUUAUAUUAAAACACUUUUACAACAUGUGCAAAUUAACUUCCUCAGACUUGCACUGGGUUGUAUGUAGACUAAAUUACAUGUAUGUAUCUUUGGGGUAGUUUGAUGAUGUAAUUUAAUGAUGUCAGAUAUGGAUAUACAUGUAAAUUAAGAUACCAUCAGUAAACAUACAAUGUAAGUCUAACAUUUUUAUUGUUCAUAUGUAUUCAGUCUAAUGGAAGGCCACAGAUUGAGCAAUGUCAUUGUAUACACACUUACGUCUUACAUUGUUUUCCAUGUUUUUAUUUUGUUUUGAAUUUACAACAACUGUUAAGUUAAUUUUAUUGUCAUAUAUUUCAUUAAGGAAGUAUGUUUUAACAGUUUUACUUGUGAAGAUGAUUGAAUUCCAUAUACAUGUAUUUAACAAUUGUACAUGAUCUUUUUGUUCUUUUAAAAUUGCUUGUUGAAUGAAAAUCCUAUCGAUGUUAUGUGAAUUAGGUUUCACUGUACAUUUCAUUAAAGUAAUAAAAAAAAAAUUCCACUGACAAUACGGAGGAAUAAUGAAUAAUGGUUGGUUUGGGGCUUUAAGUCUGUAAUUGAUAUAUUUUAUUUUGUACUCCUUAGGUUCUGAUAUAUCAAUUUCAUAUAUAAAAAGCUCCUCUACCUUAUAAAAAAGGGGUAUUUCAAUAGGGCGCUGAUAAAAAAAAAAACAACAAAAUUGAAUAUAACUACUAACGGUCUUGUAAAGUACUGAAAUUUUCACGCAAAUUGCUGCUAGACAGUAACUAUAUGUAGUAAUUUUUUGUUGAAAGGUCUGCUAUCCUAACAUACUCAUCAAAAGUUCAUGAUACAUUUUAACCUGUUGAUGAUUAAAAAAAAGUAUUUAAGCAAUAAGAUGAUUUAUAUGUAAAGUAUUAAAUAAAAUAAAUAUUAUUUUGACUGAGGAACCGGUUAUAUGAGUGUAGCUUGUUGAAGUACACACAGUUGUGGAAUUUUUUUAUUCUACAUAUAAAAAGAGUCCACAGUUGUGGAAUUUUUUUAUUCUACAUAUAAAAAGAGUCCAUUAUUUUUUAAUCCAAUCUAAUCCUGUUACAGAAAUAUGUAGUUUUCUACUUAUUAGGUUGUUUGUGGUAUGUAAUUUUUUUUUUCUUUUCCAUCCAUAUUUUCCAAAGUUUCAGACAUAAGUAAAAUGAGUGCAUAAUAAGAUUAUGUAUUUGUAUUUCUAAUUAUACUUACAUGUAUUUAUGAUCAAUCAUGUACCUGCCAAUGCAAAAAAUAAAUCAUGCUAGACUUGA
Molecule: messenger RNA, 4780 nt
Organism: Saccostrea echinata
Lineage: Eukaryota; Metazoa; Mollusca; Bivalvia; Ostreida; Ostreidae
Exons: 9
Coding region: 168-3371 (1067 amino acids)
Source: RefSeq, a predicted model, not a curated record